Molecule: messenger RNA, 1957 nt
Organism: Chinchilla lanigera (long-tailed chinchilla)
Lineage: Eukaryota; Metazoa; Chordata; Mammalia; Rodentia; Chinchillidae
Gene: Garin1b
Product: family with sequence similarity 71, member F1
Exons: 8
Coding region: 430-1485 (351 amino acids)
Cellular component (GO): nucleus
Source: RefSeq, a predicted model, not a curated record
AAGGAGCAGAGGUUUAACUUGGCUGACGGUUUCAGAGGGUUCUGUUCAUUUUCAGCUGGCUUCAAUGCAUAAGCGUCAUGGUGGAGCAAAGCUGCUCAGCCUGUGGCUCCUGGAAGCAGAGCAGGGGAGCAGUGCCAGAGCAGGAGCGGCCAGGACCAGAUACAGCCCCCAAGGUCUCGCCUCCGUGACCCCCAGACACAGGCAGAGGUGCGCUUUGCUGAUCCCCUCGGCAGCUCUCAAGCCAAGCAAGGUGACGCGUCCACAGCCAUCCUGAGUUUACAUGGAACACGGUCUGCCAUGGUUUUUCAUGAUGUCAUCCAUUCAUCAUUGUGAGCUGACCGGCCAGCCCGGGCUUGGGCGGCAUUCAAGAUCAGAAGGGGAGAGAGAGCCCAGGACAAAUGUGUAAAAGGCCCCUGAGCAUGUGCAGAUAUGUUGACAUCAGUUCCACAUAGAAAGACUUGGAAAUCGAAGAAGACAGUAAAAGUCACGAAGUCUUAUCCAUCCUUCCCUUCCCUGAAUGCCUGGGAAGAAUUCAGGGGCCUCCUGCCUGCGGAUGCAGAACUGAACUCCGGAGUGGGCCUAGGUGUAGAGAAGGGACUGCUCUGCCAGAUGGUUCGUUCUCCAGAAUUCAACCUAUUUCCGGACUCAGUGGUAUUUGAAAGCAACUUUGUCCAGGCUACGCCUGGGGUGGGUGCUGCAUUGCAGGUCAAGAGGGGCAGAAACUGGAAAAAUAUCUACAAAGCCUCCAACACCAUGGCCCUCGGGGUGACCUCCUCUGUGCCCUGCCUGCCCCUUCCCAACAUUCUCCUCAUGGCUAGUGUCAAAUGGCAUCAGGGGCAGAGUCAGACAUGGAACAGACCAGCUACAGCCCCAAACAUCAUCCUGAAGAGGAUUCUCCCAUUGAAGUUUGUGGAGCUGCAGGUCUGUGACCACCUCCAACGCAUCCUGCAGUUGAGGACGGUCACUGAGAAGAUCUACUACCUAAAGCUCCACCCAGACCACCCUCAGACUGUCUUCCAAUUCUGGAUCCGACUGGUCCAGAUUCUGAAGGAGGGCCUAUCCAUCACCACCAAGGACCCUAGGAUUCUUGUCACUCAUUGCUUGGUACCCAAGAACAGCAGCAGCCCAUCUGAAGACUCUAAGUUAAUACAGAAGAAACUCCAAGCCUGCCAGCCCAGCGAGAGCUUCAUGCAGCUGAUGGGCAGGGGCGAGAGUGAAGCCGUCUCUCGGAUCUUUGAGGACUUGCAUCAGCAGAAACGCUUCAGGAGCAACAGAAAGAUGAAGAUGAACAAGACCUGCUCAGACAAAGACGCUUCCCGGAAAGAUGACAUCCCUUGUACCCAUGACUUCAGCUGGAGGGACUCACUCAGUCAUGGAGAGUGGGAAAGAGAGAACCCCUCAGGGCUGCAGCCCCUAUCACUGCUCAGCACUCUGGCCGCCUCCACCAGGCCAAGGCUGGCACCACCCAUAGGAAAGUGUAUCUGAGCUGCCUUUCCCACUGGGAAAGGCAGCCCUUGCCAACGAGGCUCUGCAGCACUCAGCUUCGCGGCCCUCCACGAAGAUGAGGAAAAGAGUCAUCAUCAUCCGCCGAGGCAGCACAGCUUUUCCUUACUCCAGCGGCACGUGCUUCCCUGUCUUCGCCUCCACACACAAGCACAGCCCACCGCCCUCUCACAGCCCACCCCAGCCGGCGCAGGAACAUGAGCGCUCAGCACCCCGGAGCCGAGACGGGGAGAAAGGAAAGCAAGCGAACAAGACCGGAAGAGAGGCAGAAGAGAGCAAAACGGAGGCAGCAGGAGGGAGAGAGAGAAGAGGAGCCGCAAAGAGAAGCGCUGCAGACGAAGCAGGAGAGACUCGGAAGAACAGCUGAGGAGAACAAGUACAUCGCGGAGGGAUGCCUCUCCAAGGUUCUAUUUAUCUACUUUAAAACUUGAAAGUAAAGCCAUAAAGAAAAAAA